AUGCGACAAAAGGAUGAAAAUGCAAUCAUCAAAGCUCUCAGGAAAUUGUCGAAGCUUAGUAACAGACUUGACGCUUUUUCCAAGCAGCAAUAUUUGACCUCUCAUGAACAACUAAUUGCACUGCCAUUAAAGAUAUUGCCCAUUAAACUCAAAGAAGAAGCCGCAAUUAAAGUAUCAUCUCGUGAUUGCUUGUCAUGUCGACAGACUUCGUAA
Molecule: messenger RNA, 213 nt
Organism: Clunio marinus
Lineage: Eukaryota; Metazoa; Arthropoda; Insecta; Diptera; Chironomidae
Source: the annotation of a GenBank genome assembly